Molecule: messenger RNA, 999 nt
Organism: Acaulospora morrowiae
Lineage: Eukaryota; Fungi; Glomeromycota; Glomeromycetes; Diversisporales; Acaulosporaceae
Source: the annotation of a GenBank genome assembly
AUUUGGUUGUUGCCUACCUUGUCCCCAACCUUAUUACCUGUAUCCGAGUGGUUAUAUGGAGAAAGGCUUCGAGGCCACUCAGGUUGUAAGAGCGUUAUCUGCUUUCGCGGCAUUAGCUGUGAUGUUGUCGUUCCUUGUGUUACCCGGAAGGAGAUCUCAUCCGAGUAGUCUGAUUCUAUUUGCAAGUAUUUCAAUUUUCCUUUACUCGGCCACCGUCUUCUUCUCCAUUGGCAAUCCGAAAAAGAUUCAGUGCGUGAAUGAUGUGACUCCUAGCACCCAGGAUAACAAUGGCCUCUGUGCUGUUCAAGGGGCCCUUCUAAUAUUCACAUCACACGCAACGGCUUUCUGGACAGCAAUCAUCAUUCUAAAUCUUCAUAUGCACACCGUAUGGAAUUCAAAUUUCAUGGCAAAUAAAUAUCUCUGGUUACACCUCUUUGGAUGGGGCAUACCCACAAUACUUACCGUGGCUGCAUUGGUGGAAAAUUCGGUGGCGUAUCAAUUCGCGGGACUUUGUUUGAUUAAACAGGAGGCUGCGAACGCAAUCUUCUUUUACCCACUGGCGGUUAUUGUGGUUCCCAGUUGUAUCAUGCAUUCCGCUACGUUUUUCCAUAUUGCCAAGGCUUCAAGGUCCGACUCUGGUGAAUCCUCUGGUCUUUCGGAGUUCACCACAACCCGAAAAAUCAAAGUUCUGCAAGCUGUGAAAAUUCAAUGGCGUGCAUUAUUACUUGCCGUUGUCUUGGUGGUCACUGUGUUUACCUACUGGAUAUUCUACUUUAUCGAAUUACGUAACAUCACCGACGGUCCCAAGAAUCGUGAUUUCCUUACAAAUUGGCUGAAUUGUGUUCAAUCAAAUGGUGGGCAGAAUGGGUGUUCGAAAAUUGCUCGAGGAUAUAUGCCGCCCUAUCCGCUUAUAAUGAUCACGGAGUUUUUGGCGAGUCUUAUUGGGAUUUGGUUGUUGGCCAUAUUUUCGAAUUCGGUGUUGUGGAAAGGGUGGGGACA